Messenger RNA from Drosophila bipectinata, 8768 nucleotides. RefSeq names its product sticks and stones (gene sns). NCBI's taxonomy places the organism in Eukaryota, Metazoa, Arthropoda, Insecta, Diptera, Drosophilidae. Gene Ontology annotation, molecular function: protein binding. The record is from RefSeq and is a predicted model, not a curated record.
AUACACUCACACAACCGCACACACACGAGUGGCAAGCAGUACGGACUACGUACGCAACGUACUCGUGCCGCGAUAACAACGCCAAAUUAUCGAGUCUGCGCCAACUGCGGAUGGCAAGUGCAAAUCUUGAAGCCAAGUGGCCAAGUGGCGGUGGUCCCAGAGGCUCUGGAGGUUCCGUGGAGCUGGUCCACUAAAUAGACCCCAAUCCGUUGGCCCUUAGGUUGCCCCAAAUCCCGUUUUUGGUCGGCAGUGUGUCUCGCCAGUAUGGGGCAUUAACCGAAAAAGAUAUAAACGCGGUUCGCGAUUCUCGAUUCUCGACUCUCUAACACACAACAUCCAAAAAAAGAAAGUGAUUAAAGUGGCAACAAAACAAAUGCGUCGCACCAACAGCUGGAGCGACAGCAGCAGCAGUAGCAGCGGCAGUGGCAACAACGGUAACUGCUGCUCGUUAUUAUAGUGCAACAUCGGGUUUUUGCUUCAAGAUUCAAGAACAAUCCGCAAAUAGCCGCCAAAGCGAGCAUAACGGCCAGCAAAAUGGCUUUGCAUUCGGCAUUAGCAAGUGCAACACAGCAUCACCAGCAACAACACCAACACCAGCAGCAUCAACAGCACAUCAAGUGGCAGCAACAUGCAACAAAGCGGCGACGCUGCCGUCAACAUUGGAUUAAACAUCUUCAGCUCCUGGGUCUGGUUGUCAUCGUCCUGGCCACCACUCCCUGCCACGCCCAGCAACAGAAGUUCCGCACCACGCCCCAUGACCUGCAGGUCCUGGAAGGAGCCGAGGCCAUGAUGCGGUGCGAGGUGGCCAACCUGGCCGGAGCAGUUCAGUGGACAAAGGAUGGCUUUGCUCUGGGCUUCUCGGCGGUGAUACCCGGCUACCCCAGAUACUCCGUCCUGGGAGAUCGCAAGCAGGGCGUCUACAACCUCCGGAUCUCGAAUGCCUCGAUUAGCGACGACGCCGACUACCAGUGCCAGGUCGGCCCUGCGCGGCUCAACAGUGCCAUCCGGGCGAAUGCCAAGUUAACAGUCAUAUCUCCGCCAGCCUCGAUCGAGAUCAAAGGUUACAGCCACAAUUCCAAGGUGGAGGUGCGCGAGAACCAGGACCUGCAGCUCAAGUGCAUCGUGUCCAAUGCUAAGCCGGCGGCCCAAAUCGUAUGGUAUCGCGGCAAUGUGGAGUACAAACCAGAAAAAGGAGAAGACCUGGUGGAGGAGACAUCCUCCAAACGGUUCACCACCACAUCCAGCCUGAAGCUGAAGCCAGGAUCCGAUGACGACUACACGGAGUACACGUGCCAGGCCAAGCACAAGGCCCUCUCGCCGGACAUGCCCAUGCGAGUCACCGUUCAACUGUCCGUGUUGUAUCCACCGGGACCGCCGUACAUCGAGGGCUACUCUCCGGGCGAAACACUGCGUCGUGGACAAACCGUAGAACUCAUGUGCCGGAGUCGGGGCGGCAAUCCGCCAGCUCAGCUAAUUUGGUACAAAAAUGGAUCCCAGAUACGUAUGGCCUACAGAACAUCUGGUCGAUUAUCGGAGAAUAUCUAUACCUUUACCGCCGAGGCGGGCGACAACAAGGCCAGAUUCCGGUGCGAGGCCAGCAAUGUAAUGUCCCAGACGCCUCUGAAAGCGGAAGUGGAGCUGUCUGUCCUGUUUGCACCCACCUACGUCACCGUAAUGGGACCCACCGAGGCCCGGGUCGGCGAUAUUGUGCCACUGACAUGCACCACAGCGCCAUCGAAUCCGCCCGCCGAGAUCAAGUGGAUGGUUGGUGGGCGGCAGGUGCGCAAUGCCACCUCAAAGACGAUUGUCAGUCCCGAGGGCGGCUGGACGACCAGCUCGAACAUCACCGCCACCGUGGAGCCCAACAAGCGCUCUCUGGUCGCCAUCUGUCACGGACUCAAUAUGCAGCUGACCGAGAAUGUGGUCUCCACCCACACCAUCAAUGUUCUGUAUCCACCCGCGCCGCCAUUAAUUUCUGGCUAUAUAGAGGGACAAAUUAUCCCAGCUGGGUCGGUGCAAAAACUGCUCUGCGUUUCAUCAGGCGGCAAUCCGUUGGCGACGCUAACAUGGUAUAAAAACGACAAAAGGAUCAACUCGGUUAUCCGCUCGGCGGACAAGUCGGUUUCGGCCGAAAUCACCGUUCUGGCGAAUGUGUCCGACAACCAGGCCCAGUACCGCUGCGAGGCCUCCAACAGCGCCACCGAAAUACCCCUCUUCCAGUCCACCACACUAAGUGUUCACUUUGCCCCGGAGACGGUCAAAAUACGCAUUGAACCGGAAGAACUGCGACCUGGCAUGGAGGCAACAAUCAUCUGCGACUCCAGCUCUAGCAAUCCGCCGGCCAAGCUGUCCUGGUGGAAGGACGGCAUCCCCAUCGAAGGCAUUAAUAACACGUCCAAGCCGGGCCUCUGGGGCGGCACGGUCUCUACGCUGGAGUUCCGGGUAAACAUCACACAGGAAAUGAACGGCCAGGUGUACACCUGCCAGAGCGCCAACGAAGCCCUCCAAAGGAGCGUCCACGAGGCGGUCACCCUGGAUGUGCUGUAUCGCCCAAAAUUUGUGCCACCACCUUCAUCGACGGCGGUGGGUGUGGAAGGCGAAUCGCUCCAGGUUUCGCUGCAAACUCGCGCCAAUCCAACCACCGUCACCUACAAAUGGACCAAAGACGGCAUUGCCAUUCCACAGGAUGGGGAGCAUCGCAUCUUUGCAGACGGAGGAAGCCUCAAUUUCACAAGGCUUCACAGGGAUGAUGCCGGAAUCUACUCGUGCACGGCCAGCAAUUCGCAGGGCAAGGCCACCCUAAACAUCACCGUGGUGGUGGAGUACGGGACCACCAUCAAGUCGGUGUCCGAGAAUAUAGUCGUGAAUCCUGGCGAGGAUGCGAUGCUAUCGUGCACUGUGGAGGGCAAGCCCCUGACCGAGGAGCACGUAAAGUGGGAACGGGUCGGCUACGACAUGACAGUGAAGACAUCGACCACUUUUGCCAACGGCACCUCCUACCUUCACAUCAAGGAUGCGCGACGCGAGGAUGUGGGCAACUUCCGGUGUGUGGCCGAUAAUCGGGUUGCUAAUCCAACCAAUCGCGAUAUCCUGCUAAUUGUUAAAUUUUCCCCGGAAAUCGCCAAGGCAGCUACCCUUCUCAGAGCUGCUAGUGGAACGGGAGAACGUGGAAGACUGCCCUGCCGCGCCCAAGGAUCCCCCAAGCCUCAGUUCAUUUGGCGCCAGGACAAAAAGGACCUGCCCAUCAACCGAACAUACAAGUACGAGGUGGAGGAGCGCAAGAUCGACUCCCUGACCUACGAAUCCACCCUGAUCGUGGACAAGGUGGCGCCGGCGGACUACGGGGCGUAUGAGUGCGUGGCCCGCAACGAACUGGGCGAGGCGGUGGAGACAGUGCGUCUGGAGAUAACCUCACCACCGGAAACGCCAGUUGUCCUCAAUAUCCUGAACGUGACCCAUGACACGGUGACUGUGGCCUGGACGCCUGGAUUCGAUGGCGGCCUAAAGGCCUCCUACCGAGUGCGCUACAGAAUGGCCGACCGUGAGCAGUACAAAUAUGUGGAUGGACUACCGAAUAGCCACAAACUGACCAUCGGCGGGCUGCGCAUGAAUUCGCUCUAUCUGUUCUCGGUUAUGGCCUGGAAUGAUCUGGGCCAAAGCAGUUACCUGCCGGACUUGGCCCGGGCCCAGACAAAAGCCGAGGCACCGCCACCCUCGCAUCCGGCCUCGUCGCUGGGAGGCGGACCGCCGACCACUAGCCAGACGCCGCUGGGCGGCACAUCGGGAAUGCUGCUGGUGGGCGUGGGCGCCGGGGUCGUAGUCGUCCUGCUCAACGUGUUUGUUAUCGGCUGCUGUCUCCACAAGCGGAACGAGAAACGCCUCAAGCGAGGAGCUGAACCGAUGCCAGCCGAGUUAACCGAGGACUCCAGCAAUACACCGAACCUGGUCAUAAUUGGCAUCGCCCUGGCGGCCUUUGGCUUCCUCCUGGUGAACAUGGCCCUGGUGGCCUGGUUUGUGGUCCAUCAUCGGCGCAAGAAAGUGGCGGAAACUACAAAUCAACCGGCAAAAACGGCAACCAUCGAGAUGUACGCGCCCAGUUCGUAUAAUGACACAGUUACCGGCGAGACGUUGUCCAGCGUAUCGGAGAAGAGCGAAUCCUACUCCAAUGAGGGCAACAGCCAACCGGAAUAUAUUGACGAGGCGCGCAAAAAAGCGGCAUCCACGUAUCUGGUUGAGGGAGCGGAUAUGCCACCACCCAGAUAUCAGAAGGAUGGCACCUUGCCAGUCAUAUAUCCAAAUAAUAUUGUGAACGCCUGCACACUGCCACACCCGAGGCACAACAACGGUGGUGCCACCAUCCAAAUGACCCGGGACGAUCAGAUGCUAAUCAACAAGGGCGUCUAUAUUCCGUCCCCAUCUCCGGCGCCACCGCCAGAUGGCUCCUACUACAACAUGAACAGCGACAGAUACUUGUCCUAUCCGCCAAUGGAAUACCCGGCAGCCCUGGACUUCACCGCCCAACCAAUGCCCAUGGCCCAUCUACAGCCCAUUACAGUGACUUCGCAGGCGGCGUUACUGGCCAGCAAUGGCGGAGCCACGCUCAUCGCCAACGGAUCAGCUGCCUCGGGGGUACCAGGUGGCUCGGGCACCCUGCGACGUGGCAUCCUGCGCGGGGUGGUGGGCGUUCCGCCACCUGACGUAACCCACCACACGUCGGCGGUGGGCAGUCCACUGCAGGUGCUGCAUGAUCUGCAUCCUGUCAAUCUGAGCGCCUCCACGCUCACCACCAGCACCACCCUAAACGGUAGCCUCCCGACGGCAACCGCCGGCACGCUACCCCGCCAGCCACACGGCAUCCUCAAGGACCCCAAUCGCAAUAAGCAGCAGCAGCAACAGCAACUGCUUAACGCCAGCCUUGUGGGCGUAGGCGUGCCUGUAUCGGCGGGCAUGGGAAGCCUGCAGAUCCUGAACCUGCCGCCGGCGGGCACCGGACUGGGCAACAAUCUCCUGAUGACUACCAGCGGUGCCUUCGAUCCUACGGCGGCGGGCAUGAGCAGCUUCGCAGCCGUUAGUCAAGCCGGCGGCAUCCCGGUGGCCUACACGGAUGCGGAUGGACACCUUGUAUAGCUGUAGGCGGGAACUGGGGCUUUCGGAGGCAACAUCAACACCACCACCGCCACCAUGAAAUCCAACACGGAGCCCCGGUUCUGAGAAGCAUCUCAACAACGUCACUAUCCUAUCCUACAUACUCGUAUCUGUAUCCAGUAUCCAACAACCUGCUCGCCAGGACGUAGCUAGUUUAGGAGCUUUCUAUUCGGUAACCAGGGUCCCCCGUCCCCCGUUCCCCGUCCGACUGUCCAUUGGCCAUUACCUUAUUCAAAUCAGCCAGCGAAUUAGUUUAUGUAAAUUUUUACCAAAUUCUUUCUGUAUAGCCCACACCCCCGAGUGUGGGUGUUUAUUUAGAUAAGGAUGGGUGGUGUCGCGGGGGAGUGAGCAUAAUUUCGUCGAGAGUUCCACUAAUUAGCCGGGGCCAAGAUGGCCGAGAGGAGUACAAGAAACAGGGCCAGAACAGGCACCAGAAACGUUCCGGCGGCGUGGCGUAAAAGGCAGGCCGAAAUAAUUUGAAAUUUCUUUAAGAUGAAAUGGGGGGUUGGGGAGCGAAAAACGCGAAACGGUCCAAAGCCGUUUGACAGCUCCCUGGGGCGUGCUCUGGCUCAAGUCGAGUGGGCACGUGAUUGCCCUGGACGCCGCCGCCAGUGACCAUGGUCGGAAGUUGAAGGUUGACAGCCGCUAGCUGCUCCAACGCACCCCCAAACUCUAAGAUUGAGGAGCUAGAUUUGGACCAAUUCCCCUUUUAAUGGCUGCCAGGAAAAUCCGACUUGGGAAAUAUUCUAUAAAAGUAGACUACCUUGGAGGAGGUUCUUAUUGCUUUUUAAUUUUCAAUGAAAGGGAUUGCAAGAAGGGAAGGUCUUUAAAAACUGCAGACUCCUUUGGAGGUUUUUCUAUCGUGCCAUUUGAUAAACUUUUCAAAAGUGAAUCUUUUUAUUAAAUUAUUUUCAAAAUUCAACAGUUUCUGAUAAAAAAAAGGAGUGUAUUUUUGCCCAUAAAAUCAAUUGCAAUGCUUACCAUUUCGGCAAUCGAUAGUUCCCUCAAAGCUUUUGUACAGUGGGUGCUCCUCGAGACAAAUCCUUCGAAUUCAAAUGCUUCAAAUGCGCUGCCACGCCCUCGCUCACAUUAUGUACAGAAGUUGGCUCUAUCUGCGCUCCAGCUGCCAUUCAUCGGGCACAGCUCGAGUGGCAUUGCCGCACAUAAACAGUUUUCAUUUGCCACUCGUCGCAGCUCAGCGAGCGUGACAUGCCAAUCCUGGUCUGGUCGGUCGGCUGCUAAGCCAUUAUCCUUCCUCACCCAUCCCAGAAGUACCCCAAAAAGCAAAGCAGUCCCGGAAUCUCUAGGACCACUCCAAGGGCUCAAAUGUUUUUGGUGGGGAAAGCGUUAAACACACGCCGCCCUCUUUCUCGCCCACCGCAUCCUUACGUCCUUGCAUCCGUAUCUUGUGCUUUGACUUUGUAGUCAAGUUGCCGGGGAUCCUCGAGCAUCGAGCAUCGUGCAUAAUUGCCAGCAGCAUCUCGGAGCGUAGCGGAAUGUGUGGAUUUUAAUAUUCAUUCGUCUGUAAUUGCUGCAUCUGGAGAGUGCAGACAAUCGCAGCUGCACUUGCCUCUCUCAUCCUUUCAUCCUGCAACAGGAUUAUCGCAUGUGAAUAAAUGCCCUGAUUUCGGGAAUAGAUAUUGUGGAUGGAAUGGGAUCUGUAGAAUGGCAAGGAGGGGCGGCGGUAAAACAAACACUGACGUGAAUCCUCUUCAGUGUGUAAUUAAAAGUGAAAUUAUCUUUGAAAUUAACGCACGCGUAGACAAAGACAAAGGCGAAAAGGAAAAGCGAGUGGGAAAUGAAGAAAAAUGCUCCGAAAGCUGAGAACCGAGAAUGGAAUUAAGAACGAAGAUGAGGCAACUUUGUAUCUGUGUCUGUGUGGGUCUCGGUUUGGGUGUGUGUGCUUGCCACACAUGGAUUUCCGCCAUUGAAUAAUGACGAUUGCAGUGGCCAGAUAAAGGUUAAAUGAGCAGGAAAACAAGGGGAAUUAUUUUGCAGAUGAGCCUGUUGCUGGAUUCCGCCAUGCCACCCACCUAUCAAAUGACAGAGGGCGUAGGGGGACUCUGGGGCCCUAUUAUGUAUAACAGAUAUGUGAAUGUAUAGCUUGUACUAACCACUCAACGAGUAGUGCUGCCAAAACUGCAUUAAUAAUUAGCAUUAAGCUGGAUCCGUAGCCUAAGUAGCUAAGCCAAAACAAAUUUCGAAUUCAAUCAGCAAGCCAAACCAUUCAAAGUUGUACAAUACCACAGAGACGCAGAAGCAGCAGUAAGGAUUAUUAACUAAAUAUUAACAAACAAAAAAAAGGACAAAUGCAGGUAUAUCGAUACAGAGACACAAACACACAGACAGACUAACGACAGAGUCAUUGCAAUUCAUAGGUGUAAUCGUAGCAUACAUUUUCGCGUCUCGUAACUCUUAGAAUCCUGUCCCCCAUCCUGAGGAGCACUAAGGAGGACAUAUACUUAGGAAUAACUAACUCGCUGUUUUUCUUAGGGAUAACUAUUUGAUUGCACUCGAACUUAAUACUCAAACGAAAUCGAAUUCGAAAUCGAUAUGUAUCUUGUAACUGAAUCCACAUUUAAGAAGCCCCAUCUCACACAAAUCUUGUAUGUCUUCCCCAGCUUGACGAUUGUUUGUUGCAUUGAUUUUAUCCGAAUACGUACUUAUAAUAUAUAAAUUAAAUUAAAUAUAUGUAUGGUAUAUAAGUUAAAUUUAAGCACACUUGUCGGGGGAAAGUAAAUAAGACUUAUUGUAGAUAAUUAUGUUUAAAACAAUUAACGAAUCGAAUCGAAUAGAAACGAAAUCAAGUUGUUCAAUUUUGUAUUUUUGCCAAAGAGAUAUUUGUUAAACAAAGAGCCGAUAACUUGAUUCUAGAGUCUAGACUAUUUUUUCUCUCAGUGUGAGUGUGUGUGCUUGUUUCACUCUCGCUGUACUGUAUGUACUUACAAUUAAUUGUUGUUAAUUGUGCGAUUAUGUAUUUCUAUUUCUAACUGAAUCUGUGUAUGAUUUUCGAAAUCCUCUCACUCGAUAUUAAACGUAGAAUAAUUGCAGCUGCAGCUGAAGGCGAUGACACACAAGACUUGAAUACUGAACCUAGGCUAAUGUUAAAUGUUAAUUCAAAUCGAAACUUAAAUGCAGCUACAUACAUAAGUAAAUAAAACAGAGAACUAAUUCUAAACACUAGAAAAGUGUGUAUGUGUGUAUAAAGCGGAUUAUUUACCACAGUAUGUGAAUGUUUUUACGACAAUUAUUGAGUUAUUUGAAUAUAUAUUUUAUGUAGUCUGUAUGCGUAUAUCUAAUACAUGUAAUUAACUGAAACUGGUUGAGAAGCAUUUGUACAGUAGUCGAGAGGAAAACAAUAAUUAAAAAGGCGUAAGUUCAUUCAAAGAAGCAAAAACAAAAAACAAGAUAAAAUAAUAUAUAAAAAUUAAAAAAAAAAAAGCAUAGUUCAUAAAUCAAAGCAUAAGCCGCCACUCAGAAAAAUUGUAUAAAAGAAAUAAAAUAAAAAUAAAAAAAUAUUGAAAAAAAAGAAAAUUAAUGCAUAUUAAACCUACUGCAUUUUUAAAAACGAUCUGUUAACAAAUGAAUAAUAAAAACGUAAAAAAAACGAUGAAUACCAAAAA